Messenger RNA from Amphiprion ocellaris (clown anemonefish), 3061 nucleotides. RefSeq names its product zinc finger protein 329-like. NCBI's taxonomy places the organism in Eukaryota, Metazoa, Chordata, Actinopteri, Pomacentridae. The transcript has 2 exons. The record is from RefSeq and is a predicted model, not a curated record. Bases 625 to 2049 code for a protein of 474 amino acids.
UUAUGGAAGUAGACACACAUGCGCACUCAUGUACUGCUGAGUGAACUCUGGUUGAUAGCAGGCAGCCGGGCGGCGUACUGGUGGAAGAGCGGCGUACCACCACCAGAUCUUUUGCCGGUACAUAGUACCGGACCGUACCGGCUUACUUUCACCCCUGGUUCCAGCACAUAUGGGUGUGGAGGGCAAUGAGGAAGCAGAUAGCUUGGCACAAAGAGCAACCCAGGAGGACAGGCUAGAAUUUGAUUUACCACAUGGAGACUAGGAGCAGCUGGAUGAACUGCUUUUAAUCUUUGCUUUCUACUUUACAUGCAGGAGUGGACAAAUAUGAAGAAACUUCUGAACUUUCUCAUAACCGCAGGACUGUAUCAGAAAAUAGAGGAUUCUCUCAGGACUAUGAAUAACAUUCCAGUAGGUGGCAGCAAUACGCCAGUGAUGCGUCUAGUCUGCCUUAUUCAAGGAGGAAGAAGAAAGUUACUUCGUGUUUCUGCCGGAACUUCAUAACGUGACACCCGGCGGAUUUAAACAAAGAAGCAUGAGCAGAGUUAGCUUUACUGCUGUGUGGACUGAGCUAUAAAACGGCUGUAUUAUAGUAUCACUGAGAAAUAUUAGAGCAUUAAAGUAACGAUGUCUCCAGUUGAUUAUAUGAGAGAGUUGAUCAGGGACAGACUAACUGCUGCUGCUGGAGAAAUAUUCACAGAGUUUGAAAAAACCAUCGUCCAGUACCAGGAGGAGAUCGAUCGUCAGCGCAGACUGCUGGAUGUCAUCUGGAAACCACACAUCCCCUUACAAUCCAUAGAGCUCCCACAGUCUUAUGUCUGUGAGAAUGAGAAGACUCUCAUUGACCAUCAGCCCCAUGACCAGGAGAGAAACUCCAUGGUGGACCAUGAUGACCCAGAGCCUCCACUGAUUAAAGAUGAGCAGGAGGAACUCUGCACCAGUGUGGACCAAUCAAACCCAGAGAUUUCUCAAAUUAAAAGAGAACAGGAAGAAUUCUGCACCAAUCUGAACCAGUCAAACCCAGAGCAUCCUGAAAUUAAAAAGGAACAGGAUGAACUCUGCACCAGUCUGGGCCAGUCAUACCCAAGGUUUCAACAAGUUAAAAAGGAACAGGAGGAACUCUGCUCCAGUCAGGAGGAACAGCAACUUGGAUUGAAACAGGAGACUGAUACCAUUGUUGUGACUCCUGCUUAUGAGGAAAGUGACCACGGUGAACCAAAAUCAAACACUGAUCAGCUCCUGUUUCACAUCUCUUUUGCAGCAGAGAGUCCAGAUCAGGAAGGAAGCAAGGAUGUAGACUCAGGAUCAACUAGCUGCAUUAAGGUGAAGUCAAGACAUCACAGUACCAGCAGUCACAGCAAUGAUGUAGACAGUGCUCCAACGUCAGAGAGACAGUGUGAUAAUGACAAGACAAGAAAAUCUCUAACAUGCGAGGUCUGUGGAAAAGCUUUUAGGUGUAAGGCAGAUUUAAUCACACAUCACAGAACCCACACAGGUGAGAAGCCAUAUUCUUGUGAAACCUGUGGAAAACGCUUCAGUCAACAGCCCUAUUUGAACUCCCACAUGAGAUGUCACACAGGUGAGAAGCCGUAUGUUUGUCACACCUGUGGUAAAAGAUUUUCUCACUCAUCAGCACAUAAGAGGCACAUGGCAAUUCACAAAGAGGAAAAGGCAUAUUCUUGUGGAACCUGUGGAAAACGCUUCAGUCAACAGCCCUAUUUGACUGCCCACAUGAGAUGUCACACAGGUGAGAAGCCAUAUGUUUGUAACACCUGUGGAAAAAGCUUCACUCAAAGGUCCCAUUUGACUGGCCACAUGAGAUGUCACACAGGUGAGAGGCCAUAUUCUUGUGGCACCUGUGGAAAAAGCUUCAGUCAACGGACCCAUUUGACUGGCCACAUGAGAUGUCACACAGGUGAGAAGCCAUAUGUUUGUAACACCUGUGGAAAAGGCUUCAGUCAACGGACCCAUUUGACUGCCCACAUGAGCUUUCACACUGGUGAGAAGCCAUUUUCUUGUGGAAACUGGGAAAUGUUUCGGUCGUCGGGAUAACUUGAGGACUCACAUGAGAAGUCACACACGUGAGAAGCCAUGAUCCUGAAACAUCUGUGGAAAACAUAGUGUCAGAACUAAGCUUGAAGCUGAAGUGUCUGAUCUGAUCUGAGUUCUGAGGAGUUUUUUACCACAAAAUGGGACCUGACUACAGGUGUUACUUAUUUCAUUGAUAUGUUUUUUUCUGCUCAAGAAAUUCUAUGCGUGUUGACUUUGGGAUCCACUGUCUAGCCAGAGAUUAUUUGAGGCCCUUUGGACCCUACAGAGUCUAGGGGCUCCAUUUGAGGGGGGCCAUCCUGUUUUUCACCAAAGACAUUGAUGUAGACCAGAUGUUGUAAUUCUAGCCUUUACCAGAGGGUAUAAAAUGACCACCAGCCUUUUGUUUGAUGAGAUUUUGUACUGGGCUUCUGGAAGUCUCCCCAGGCAGACCAUGGCACCUGAUCAGAGGCUGUCUUUUUAUAUAAUAAAUCAUAUUGUAUUAAACAACAGUGUCAAUGGACAUUUUCUUCUGCAUCUGCACAUCUCCGAGGUCUGAGAGAAACUACAACAAAACAUGUAUGAAUUGGUACAGGUUCAAAGUAGAUCUCUGAGAUUUAAAGCACCUUUAGUCUGUGCUUCAACAACAAUUGUGAGAAAGUAUGUAAGCAGUCCUUGAUGAUUAGACCAGAUGGAGUCUGGACUGUGGUGGUGGUGGAGCAGUCAGAAGAACCAAGCUGAAUAUCUGGAUGGAUAUGGUGUUAGUACAGACUGCUACAUUUCUGAUAUCAUGACAUCCUUCAUCAGCAGAGCAGUGAUUUGAGAUAUUAUGAAGCUGUUUGGAACAUUUUCACAUCCUGCUGAAAGAACAUGGCUGUUCAGGUGUGAACAUACUGCUGGAAUCUACACAGCUUGAGUUCUGUUGUCUUUCAAGUAAAAGGAGGCAACAAGAUACUGAGAUAUUGUGACAGUAGAACACAACAGAGUGUCACUGCAGCAGAGAUGUGCACGUGAAAUAAAGUUGUAAUAAAACAUG